AUGUACUUAUUCACCUUUUAUUUCUGCUGUAGGUCGAAAGUAACCUUCAAAAUAACGCUGACUUCCGAUCCGAAAUUACCUUUCAAAGUGUACGUGUAUUUAUUUUCUUCUCCCGGCAAAGAAGAAAGUCUUUGGUAUAUAAUCGGCUAAAGACCCUUAAAUCGUCGCUAAUAUUUGUCUUCAUUUGUUACAUUUUAGCCUCAGUGUCCCGGAGGCAACGCCAUUUACAGCAGUGUUAAAAUUUGCAGCAGAAGAAGUAAGUUUUAUAUUUAGUUAAGAUAUCAUAACUGAGGCAAAUGUGAAGUUAAAUACUGAAUUCUACAGUUGUUAUAAGUAGACGAGGGCAUCGAGCUCAUGUUGACAAAUAUUUACUUUUGUAAUACCCCUUACAGUUUAAAGUACCUCCUGCUACCAGCGCGAUAAUCACAAACGGUGAGUUAAGAUUUUUAAAACUCUUUCGAUUUCUGGUACAAAAUAUUUAACUCAUCUGGCCCCCAUCAUUCUUCCCCUUUAUAUAAGCUUAAGCUUAAUUCAAGUUUCAAAAAGAGGUUGAUUCCUUAUUUUCCAGUCAAUAUUGAAUUUUUUUAUUGUAGAGUUAUUAUUUUAAUGUGCCUUAUCUCUUAACAGUCAUUCUCUUUUAUUUGUUUCGAUUAUAAAGUGUUCGAAGGUGUACAUUUAAGUAUUUUUCUUUUAAGCACAUUUUAACUUAUUGUCUGUGAUCUCAAUGUUCCAGAUGGUAUUGGAAUAAAUCCAUCACAAACUGCAGGUAAAUAGUACAAAUAUUCCACGAUAUUUUUUACUUUAAAAAGAGAAAAGAACUUCUAUAGAAAUCAACUAGUGAUAAUUCUCAAGGAAAUCUACAAAAGGUUUUGAGUUAGGUUAGUAACUGUAUGGUAAAAGUAAAAAAAGAUAGCAAAUGCAAGUAGCUUGUCUACUCAUGUUGAAAGUGACUGUUUAUCAUUAAUGUGAUGUUAAGAGUUAUGUAUAAAACAAUAAGAAGGAUCUAGUCAUCACAUAUUUUCUGAGUGGGGUAUAUGUACAAAACAUGGACCACCCAUGUGGACCUAGUCCGUUUUCCCCCGACAUGGACCUGGUCCAUGGCCUAGCCCUAUGGACCACCCCUAAUUUUUGAAGAUGAAUUUUACUAGAGGGGGCUAGGAAUUAGAACCUUAGUUGAACAAAACUGCGGUCAGUUUGUUUUAUCAGCAUUUUCAGCUGUCACUUUUUCAACCAAAGCAGCUGCCAGAAUAAUGGGAAAAAUUUGAUUCAUUUGGUUGACAACUUAUGGUUUGUUUGUUUCCCAGGAAAUGUUUUCUUAAAGCAUGGUUCAGAACUGAGACUUAUUCCACGGGACAGAGUUGGAAGUUGGCUUAUAACAUGAAUCACCAACUGGAUUUAAAUUUGUUAAUAAAUGGUGUACUUAUAUCCAAAUUUGUGUGUAAAAUGUCUCUGUACAGCUAAAGCACCACUCC
Molecule: messenger RNA, 1472 nt
Organism: Porites evermanni
Lineage: Eukaryota; Metazoa; Cnidaria; Anthozoa; Scleractinia; Poritidae
Source: the annotation of a GenBank genome assembly